Messenger RNA from Cyclocybe aegerita, 981 nucleotides. The record is from the annotation of a GenBank genome assembly. Lineage: Eukaryota; Fungi; Basidiomycota; Agaricomycetes; Agaricales; Hemipholiotaceae.
AUGGUCCACGAAGCUAUCAUCAGCGACAUCGAUGUCACAUUUUGCACAGAAAUUCAGGGACCCCCUGAAGAUAUGGGUGAUGAACAGUGCAGGACGCCGAAUUCGAGAGUCCCUUCGCCCACGGAUUCAGAGAACGGGACAAUGUUUUACGAGGUGCUCUCAGGCCCUUUCCCCCCAUCUGAUGCCGAGCUCGCUUCUUCGCGACAACCCAGCACUCCUUCUGGCGGAGACGAUUCUUCUACGCACAGUGUCUUGAAUGUCGGUCCUGCAGCGUACACUGGCGACACCUACGACAACCCCUCGUAUCUUCCCGAGCUGGUCAAAAAGUGGAAGCAGUUCCAGGAUUUACCGAAAGGGAUGCCAGAUGACAUGCAUGUAACGUUUGGCUGGGCAUUCACUCUGGAGCACCAGCCAGAAAAACCUCUCUCCAUCGAUGAUCCCAUGUUUCACCAGUUUCGCCGUGGCAACCUGAACAAAUUCAGGAGGGCCUGCAUUGCGACCCAUGGACGCGGCCCAAGCAAGUCAUAUUCGGCCUAUAGCGUCGCUUACUCUACGGUUCACGGAGUACGCGACGUCUAUGGCAAUUCAGCUCCCCGCCCGACCGUGUUUGGGAAGAGGAUUAAAGAGAAAACGCAACUCGAAGACGACAGAUACCGGAUCCAGGUGUCUUACCCUGAUAUAGCUUGGGACGUCGACCCUCCCUUUGUCCAGUGUGCAGAGUACCUGACUCUGGCUCCUAUUGUCCGCGAGAUCAACGCCGAAACCGCCAACAAGAUGGUUCCUGUCACCACAUUAACAAUUUGCGACCGGAAAGCAGUCACCAAGGAUCUACCUCUGUGCGACCACUGUGUGGAAUUUGUGGAAGGCCUUGUAAAGAAGAACAGGGGAUUGAGGGUCAUAGAUGCAGUCAACGGCCGCAUCUACGAAUCGGAGGUGACAAAGCAGAUGUGGGAGCAAGCCCAAAACAACAGCGAACAUUGA